AUGCAAGCACUCAAAUGUGUCGUCGUUGGUGAUGGUGCCGUUGGAAAAACAUGUUUAUUGAUAUCUUACACAACAAAUACAUUUCCAGGAGAAUAUAUUCCAACUGUGUUCGAUAAUUACUCGGCAAAUGUGAUGGUAGAUGGAAAACCAAUUAAUUUAGGAUUAUGGGACACAGAUGUAUUUUUGAUUUGUUUUUCAUUAGUUAGUCCAGCAUCGUUCGAAAACGUCCGAGCAAAAUGGUAUCCAGAAGUCAGUCAUCAUUGCCCGAAUACUCCUAUUGUGUUGGUUGGCACAAAAUUAGAUUUAAGAGAUGAUAAAAUAGCUAUUGAAAAGUUAAAAGAGAAAAAAUUAAAUCCAAUAACAAGUAUUCAAGGUGAAUCGAUGCGUAAAGAAGUGGGCGCAAUUAAAUAUUUGGAGUGUUCAGCAUUAACACAAAAAGGACUUAAAACCGUCUUCGAUGAAGCCAUUCGCGCACAUCUAUGUCCAAAACCAAAACCCAAAAAAAAAUUAUGUACGUUACUUUAG
Messenger RNA from Didymodactylos carnosus, 525 nucleotides. NCBI's taxonomy places the organism in Eukaryota, Metazoa, Rotifera, Eurotatoria, Philodinida, Philodinidae. The record is from the annotation of a GenBank genome assembly.